AUGAAUACGAAGUUUUAUUUUCAAUUGGGUCAUUUUUUUCGUAUUGAUCACAUUGAAUUUAAUGAUAAUGAUCAAUUAUGCACGGUAGAAAUGAUAUUUAUCUUCGAUGAAUAUCAUUAUAUUGUUUCUAACGAUUAUAACUCAUUGAAAACAUAUAUGAUAGAAGAGAAAAUUCUCAAAGUUCGUAAUCUUCUAUCACACCAUAAUGAGCAAAGUAAAACAGAUAAAGUAAACAUUUUUUAUCAACAUUUCUUAAUAAAUAAUUUUAAUCCAAGUAUCAACGCAACAUGUCAAGUUGGUUUGGGUUGGCGAGCAUUUCAACAAAAAGAAUAUGAUAUAGCUAUUCAUUAUGUAGAGCAAGCUUUGAAUAUGUGCAAACAGUUAGAAACUGGUUCAUAUUUAGAUUAUUUAUAUGUAAUAAGUUAUUGUUGUAUUGGUGCUUUAUAUCGACAAAAUAAGGAUUAUACGAAUGCAUUGCAGUUUUAUAUGAAAGCAUAUAAGAUAGAUAAUAAGAUAAUUUCACAUGAUAAAUAUGCAUUCUAUAAUUUAUUUGUUCAUAUAAUUUCAAUAAAUAUAAUUUCAUUUUAUAAACUGACAACGUUGUAA
Molecule: messenger RNA, 606 nt
Organism: Rotaria sp. Silwood2
Lineage: Eukaryota; Metazoa; Rotifera; Eurotatoria; Philodinida; Philodinidae
Source: the annotation of a GenBank genome assembly